AUUCUCGCGAUAACAGCACAUAUAUUUUUCUGGGAAAGGAGGGAGUUCGAAGUUAUGCUAGCUAGCUGUUGUUAGUAUCUAUAACUACCUAGCUAGUCAACUUUUAAAAGUAAAGUUCCAAGGUAAGAUCUGAUCUAUAACGUGUCCAUAUUAUGUAAUAUUCGGAUUAUUUGUCGACGUCUAUCUGAUCAACAUGUGUUGACAAUGAGCCAAUUGAGCUUGCUAGCUAACGUUAGUUAACUAGGGGAUUCGAAACGUCUAGCUAGCCAACGUUAACUGUCAUUCUUAUCAAGCAAGUUUGGCUAACUAUGUUCAAGAAGUUGUUGUGAUCACAUUAAUAUGAUCAUCAACUACGACGUGUGAAUCGUCCAUCUUUAAAAUGACCGAGUAAUCCAUAGUUAAUAGGCAACCCUGGUAGCAGGUUAGCAUUGCUAGUUGGUUACAAGUGAACGUUGGGAGCUCUGGUCCAUGGCGUUACAUGCGGCUUGACCCUUCAUCUUUCCAAUUGUGUAAUGUAAGUGACUAGCUUCAUUAUACUUAAGUAAAUAUUUUGCUAGAGUACUGACCAACUUUUCUCUGUAUGCUCAUUGCAAACAUCAUGUCGCGACUUUCGGACACUUUAUUUAACGCCGGACUAGCUCUGCUCCAGGCGCAUGCGCAUCCGAUGCAUGCGUAUGGACCAGCGUUAUAGCUAGCUAAGAGGCGUCUUCUUGCCCACCACAGAUAGUGGCCCCAAAAUGCUCGUUGACCAUGGACAUAGCCUCCUAUGUCACAUAGGAAUAUGAAGCUACUGUAAAAUGUUGCCAACUAGUUACCCUCCCUCUGUUCUAGUGCAGCAAGCUUGUAAAUAAACACUUUACCACUGACGUCUUAUGGAGCUCCUGUAAAUGUUGGUCUCUCUCUAUUACAGAAGCUAGAGUUGACCACCAUGGACAUUGAGGAUGACACGACGGUGUUCGCCACUCUUAAGUCAUUUAAGAGUUUCAUCUCUCUCCCGGACACGUCUCGGAACCAGGGAGAACCAUCCCCAGUGCAGAGCAACGCCCUACAAAAACAGUACCUGCAGAGAUUAGAGGUGGGUGGGGUAGGACAGACACACUUAAGGAGACACACACACACACUAAUACACUGCUAAACACACACACACACACACACUAAUACAUUGAUCACCGACAACGACGAUACAGCCUGUAGGGAGGAGGUCAGAGACCUGGCCGUGUGGUGCCAGGACAACAACCUCUCCCUCAACGUGAUCAAGACAAAGGAGAUGAUUGUGGACUACAGGAAAAAGAAGAGGACGAGCACGCCCUCAUUCUCAUCGACGGGGCUGUAGUGGAGCAGGUUGAGAGCUUCAAGUUCCUUGGUGUCCACAUCACCAACAAACUAACAUGGUCCAAGCACACCAAGACAGUCGUGAAGAGGGCACGACAAAACCUAUUCCCCCUAAGGAGGCUGAAAAGAUUUGGCAUGGGUCCUCAGAUCCUCAAAAAGUUCUACAGCUACACCAUAGAGAGCAUCCUGACUGGUUGCAUCACUGCCUGGUAUGGCAACUGCUCGGCCUCCGACCGCAAGGCACUACAGAGGGUAGUGCGUACGGCCCAAUACAUCACUGGGGCCAAGCUUCCUGCCAUCCAGGACCUCUAUACCAGGCGAUGUCAGAGGAAGGCCCUAAAAAUUGUCAAAGACUCCAGCCACCCUAGUCAUAGACUGUUCUCUCUGCUACCGCAAGGCAAGCAGUACUGGAGCGCCAAGUCUAUGUCCAAGAGGCUUCUAAACAGCGUCUACCCCCAAGCCAUAAGACUCCUGAACAUCUAAUCAAAUGGCUACCCAGACUAUUUGCAUUGCCCCCCCCCCCCCCCUCUCUUUUAUGCUGCUGAUGUCUGUUUAUUGUCAAUGCAUGGUCACUUUAAUAACUCUACCUACAUGUACAUAUUACCUGGACUAACCGGUGCCCCCGCACAUUGACUCAGUACCGGUACCCCCUGUAUAUAGCCAUGCUAUUGUUAUUUUUACUGCUGCUCUUUAAUCAUCUGAUACUUUUAUUUCAUAUUAUUUUAUAUUGUAUUAUUUUAUUUAUUUUUUGGUAUUAUUUCUUAACUGCAUUCAUUGUUGGUUAAGGGCUUGUCAGUAAGCAUUUCAAUAAGGUCUACACCUGUUGUAUUCGGCGCAUGUAAGAAAUAACAUUUUAUUUGAUUUAAAGACAUACACACACACACUAAUACACUGCUAAAGACAUACACACACACACAAAUACACACAUACUAACACAAUGCUAAAGACACACACACACACUAAUACGCUGCUAAAGACACACACACACGAAAGAUGAACACACACAGACGCAUGCACCUGCCCUGGUGCAGCGCCACAUCCUACGCACAGUAUUUAGAGGAUAUAGGUGCUGGGACUGAGACAGACAUUGGAUUGUUGUGAAGUACUAGAGACUGCAGAGAAGGUAUAGUCUGAAACCUCUGUAUGUAAGUCACAAAGUGUACCUGUGUCCAAGAAAGUGACAGUGUGUGUGUCUCUGUGUAGUUGCUGGAGGCAGCAGAGAAGGUUCAGUCUAAGACCCAGCUGAUCCAGAUGGACCAGGAGAAGAGACAGAUGGAGAUCAGUCACAAGAGAGCACGCAUCGAACUAGAGAAGAACGCUACGCUGAGUGCUAGGGACUUUGAGGUAUGUAACACACACCUACACACCUGGAGGUAACACACACCUACACACCUGGAGGGAACACACACCUACACACCUGGAGGGAACACACACCUACACACCUACUGGAGGUAACACACACCUACACCCUGGAGGUAACACACACCUACACACCUGGAGGUAACACACACCUACACACCUACCUGGAGGUAACACACACCUACCUGGAGGUAACACACACCUACACACCUGGAGGUAACACACCUACACACCUGGAGGUAACACACACCUACACACCUGGAGGUAACACACACCUACACACCUGGAGGAACACACACCUACACACCUGGAGGGUAACACAACACCUACACACCUGGAGGGAACACACCUACACACUGGAGGAACACCACUACACACCUGGAGGAACACACACCUACCCUGGAGGUAACACACACCUACACACCUGGAGGAACACACACCUACACACCUGGAGGUAACACACACUAAACACCUACGUGAGGUUAACACACACCUAACACCUGGAGGGUAAACACACCUACAACACCUGGAAUGGAAAACACACCUACCUGGAGGUAACAACACCUAACACACUGGAGGGUAACAACACAACACUGCUGAGGUACACACAACACACAUACUGGAGGUAAACACACUACACACUGGAGGUAACACACACGACAACCUGGAUGGUAACAACACCCACAACAUCCUGGAGGUAACACACUACAACACACACUAUGGAGGUGAAACACACAACAUGACACUACCUGGAGGUAAACAGAACUACCUGGAGGGAAACACACUACAACCUGGAGGGGAACAGACACCUAUACUGGAGGAGGGAAAAGACAACUACAACACGGAAGGGAACAACACUAACAACCUGGAGGUAACACACACCUAAACUGGAGGGGUAACACACACCUACACACUGGAGGUGAAACAGCACCACACACUGAGGGUAACACACACACACACCUGGAGGUAAACACACACACAUGGAGGUAACACACACGACACUGGAGGGUAAAACAACCUACACACUGGAGGUACAAACGACUAGUCCUGGAGAGGAAAACACACCUACAACAGCUGGAGGUAACAACACCUAACCUGGGUAGGGUAGAACACACCUACCUGGAGGGAACACACAACCAUGGAGUGGUAACAAACAUGAACCUUGAAAAGGACGAACAUGGGAGUAUGACUGGAUGGUAGACCACUGAGACCAUUCGGUUAGAGGGAAAUAAGCAGCCAGGUUAAAACACAUGGGGAACUUAAACAACAUGAGGAAGAGGAACGAUGGAGAUGUAGUGGUUCUGUAGAAGACGGACGGGGAGAUGGGAGAGCGAGUGGUUGUCGUAGAAGGACGGGAGGAACAUGGGAUGUAGUGGUUCUGAGAAGGACGAGGAACAUGGGGAGGUAGUGGUUCUGUAGAAGGACGAGGAGAACAUGGGGAUGUAGUGGUUCUGUAGAAGGACGAGGAACAUGGGGAUGUAGUGGUUCUGUAGAAGGACGAGGAACAUGGGGAUGUAGUGGUUCUGUAGAAGGACAGAGGAACAUGGGGAGUAGUGGUUCUGUAGAAGGACGAGGAACAGGGGGAUGGAGUGGUUCUGUAGAAGGACGAGGAACAUGGGGAUGUAGUGGUUCUGUAGAAGGACGAGGAACAUGGGGAUGUAGUGGUUCUGUAGAAGGACGAGGAACAUGGGGAUGUAGUGGUUCUGUAGAAGGACGAGGAAGGACAGGGGAUUGAGAUGGUUCGUAGAAGGACGAGGAACAUGGGGAUGAGAGUGGUUCUGUAGAAGGACGGGAAACAUGGGGAUGGAGUGUCUGUAGAAGGACGAGGACAGGGGGAUGUAGUGGUUCUGUAGAAGGACGAGGAACAUGGGGAUGUAGUGGUCUGUAGAAGAACGAGGAACAGGGAAUGUAGUGGUUCUGUAGAAGAUGAGGAACAUGGGGAUGUAGUGGUUCUGUAGACGGACGAGGGAACAUGGGGAUGAGUGGUUCUGUAGAAGGACGAGGAACAUGGGAGUGAGUGGUUCUGUAGAAGCUACGAGGAACAUGGGGAUGGAGUGGGUUCUGUAGAAGGACGAGGAACAUGGGGAUGCUAGUGGUUCUGUAGAAGGACGAGGAACUGGGGAUGUGUGGUUCUGUAGAAGGACGAGGACAGGGAGGAGUGGUUCUGUAGAAGGACGAGGAACAUGGGGAUGUAGUGGUUCUGUAGAAGGACGAGGAACAUGGGGAUGUAGUGGUUCUGUAGAAGGACGAGGAACAUGGGGAUGUAGUGGUUCUGUAGAAGGACGAGGAACAUGGGGAUGUAGUGGUUCUGUAGAAGGACGAGGAACAUGGGGAUGCAGUGGUUCUGUAGAAGGACGAGGAACAUGGGGAUGUAGUGGUUCUGUAGAAGGAAGAUGAAAGGUGUGAACAUGUGUGAUACCACGAGAGCUGUAAUAAAGGACUGUAUAAAUGUCCAACUCUGAACAUGUUUAACGGUUACAAGCUAUACUGAGGCAGCAUACAUAAUGUAACAAUAACAACUAACUAUGAAGAACAAUAUCCACUUUUCACGCACAACAUCCCACCAGUCCAGAGAUAUGAGGGAGUCCAGGUGUUGUUGUGAAAGACGGAGAUGAGCUUGCUGCUCGCUCUGUGACUGCUGGAAGGAGACAGAGGGGGAGGCAGAAGUUGGGGAUCCUGGGACCCAGUAUGACUGCUUGUGAUUGACUGACCUCACCGUGUGAUAUGGCCCCUGGCAACCAUGACCCGUAGCAACCAAUGGGUUUGGCUAGGGCCAGUUUAUGACUCCAGCGGGUGAGCCUACUGCAGGAGUUAGAAAGUGACAGAGUUAGUAUCUGAGAGAGGGCUGCGGGAAUGAGAUGUUGGGCUGAGUGCCACCGGCAGGGAAUUCAUACCACAGCAGUUUGUUUGAUGUUCUUUGUUUACUGGUCUGUUCCAUAUUCUGUGAUCUGUGUUAUGUAUUCUGUGUUCUAAAAUCUGUGUUCUGAAUUCCACGUUCUGACUUCUAUGCCCCACGUUCUAAUUUCUAUGUUCUAGCGUGAGGUGGACCGUAACCAGGACCUGCUGGGACGAAUCAGACGCCUGGAAGACAGGGAGGCGGAGUCUAGCAAGAGCCUAUCGGAGCAGGCCGAGGCAAACCGUGCUCUCCGUCGGACCCUGGAGUCCCUCAACAGAAGGGUGGAGGAGAGGGACGGACGGCUCAACACCGCUAACCAGGUACACCUGGAACAGAGUUCAGAUCAUACCGUAAGAUCCCUCCACACCUCUCUAACCAGGUACACCUGGAACAGAGUUCAGAUCAUACCGUAAGAUCCCUCCACACACUCUCUAACCAGGUACACCUGGAAACAGAGUUCAGAUCAUACCGUAAGAUCCCUCACACCUCUCUAACCAGGUACACCUGGAACAGAGUUCAAUCAUACCGUAAGAUCCCUCCACACCUCUCUAACCAGGUACACCUGGAACAGAGUUCAAUCAUACCGUAAGAUCCCUCCACACUCUCUAAACCAGUACACCUGGAACAGAGUUCAGUCAUACCGUAAGAUCCCUCCACACCUCUCUAACCAGGUAACACCUGUAACAGAGUCAGAUCAUACCGUAAGAUCCCUCCACACCUCUCUAACCAGGUACACCUGGAACAGAGUUCAGAUCAUACCGUAAGAUCCCUCCACACCUCUCUAACCAGGUACACCUGUAACAGAGUUCAGAUCAUACCGUAAGAUCCCUCCACACCUCUCUAACCAGGUACACCUGUAACAGAGUUCAGAUCAUACCGUAAGAUCCCUCCACACCUCUCUAACCAGGUACACCUGGAACAGAGUUCAGAUCAUACCGUAAGAUCCCUCCACACCUCUCUAACCAGGUACACCUGGAACAGAGUUCAGAUCAUACCGUAAGAUCCCUCCACACCUCUCUAACCAGGUACACCUGGAACAGAGUUCAGAUCAUACCGUAAGAUCCCUCCCACACCUCUCUAACCAGGUACACCUGGAACAGAGUUCAGAUCAUACCGUAAGAUCCCUCCACACCUCUCUAACCAGGUACACCUGGAACAGAGUUCAGAUCAUACCGUAAGAUCCCUCCACACCUCUCUAACCAGGUACACCUGGAACAGAGUUCAGAUCAUACCGUAAGAUCCCUCCACACCUCUCUAACCAGGUACACCUGGAACAGAGUUCAGAUCAUACCGUAAGAUCCCUCCACACCUCUCUAACCAGGUACACCUGGAACAGAGUUCAGAUCAUACCGUAAGAUCCCUCCACACCUCUCUAACCAGGUACACCUGGAACAGAGUUCAGAUCAUACCGUAAGAUCCCUCCACACCUCUCUAACCAGGUACACCUGUAACAGAGUUCAGAUCAUACCGUAAGAUCCCUCCACACCUCUCUAACCAGGUACACCUGUAACAGAGUUCAGAUCAUACCGUAAGAUCCCUCCACACCUCUCUAACCAGGUACACCUGUAACAGAGUUCAGAUCAUACCGUAAGAUCCCUCCACACCUCUCUAACCAGGUACACCUGGAACAGAGUUCAGAUCAUACCGUAAGAUCCCUCCACACCUCUCUAACCAGGUACACCUGGAACAGAGUUCAGAUCAUACCGUAAGAUCCCUCCACACCUCUCUAACCAGGUACACCUGGAACAGAGUUCAGAUCAUAACCGUAAGAUCCCUCCACACCUCUCUAACCAGGUACACCUGGAACAGAGUUCAGAUCAUACCGUAAGAUCCCUCCACACCUCUCUAACCAUGGUACAACCUGGAACAGAGUUCAGAUCAUACCGUAAGAUCCCUCCACACCUCUCUAACCAGGUUACACCUGGAACAGAGUUCAGAUCAUACCGUAAGAUCCCUCCACACCCUCCUAACCAGGUACCUGGAACAGAGUUUCAGAUCAUACCGUAAGAUCCCUCCACACCUCUACUAAAACCAGGUACACCUGGAACAGAGUUCAGAUCAUACCGUAAGAUCCCUCCACACCUCUCUAACCAGGUACACCUGGUAACAGAGUUCAGAUCAUACCGUAAGAUCCCUCCACACCUCUCUAACCAGGUACACCUGGAACAGAGUUCAGAUCAUACCGUAAGAUCCCUCCACAACUUGAUAUGUCUCCGCUCACAUCGUCGAAUUUGCUACUUUUCGGUGGCGCAACUGAUUAGUACGUUGCCAAGCGGGCAGUCAGGUGUUUGCGCGUCUGAGGGCCCAGGUUGGGGCUGGUUACCCAGAUAGUGCUACACACAAACCGUUGAUGGCUACAGGAUGUGUUAUUUCUCCCUGUAGACGGUGAGUGGUUUAAAGGAUGAGAUCCGGGACCUGAAGCAGCAGGUCCAGACUCGGGACAACACAAUCUCUAACCAGACACUGGAGAACCAGGGACUACAGGAACAAGUGGAGCUACAACACAGGUAACACACACCUUCCUGUAUUUCCUUCCCUCUGAUUGGUCCUUCCUGUAUUUCCUCCCCACUGACUGGUCCUCUCUACAGGAAGUACCAGGAAGUGUCUCAGCGGUGCCAGGCCCUCCAGUCAGCAUCGUCCACCUGCUCCGACCACGAACUCAAGAUUAAGGUGAGGCUAGGUUAUUGUUGUUCAAAUUAGGACUAGAAUGAAUUAUGUCUAGAUGAGGAUUGGUAUUAAUAGGGUUCAGAUCGGGACUAGGUUUAGAAAACUAGGAGAUUAGGGUUGACUGAAGUAUGAACAUUGAGACUGAUGGUGACUAAAUUCAGAUUAGGACUGGGGUUGAGAUUGAGCUGUUGAACAGAGCAAUGCAACGGUAGAUUGGUAGGUUUUUGUUUCUGCUUAUUUGGCAACCAUUUAUCUUCUCUCCAAAGUAUUAUUUGGUUAUUAAACUGGUAAUUUAAAAGCAGCCAGCGAGAUGCCUCUGUCCCCUAUUAGGCUUUAUAAACUCUCAAUGUAAUCACCAUUUAUAGUUACUGGGUUUAAAUGACCUGCCUUCAAAUGAAGAGACGGCUAUUAACUCUUCUCAGUCUAACAAACACACACUCCACAUGAUUUUCACCUUUCAGAUGGUCAUUAAGUCUCUUUCAUGAGCUGAUAAUACAACUCAAAGGUGUGUGUGUGUGUCUCCUCUUCUCCCCCCCCUCUCUCUAGGAGUUGGAGAGGAAGUUGGCUCUGCAAGAACAGGAUGUUGUCAUAGUGAAGAACAUGAGGUCAGAGGUCUCUAGGGUCCCAGAUAUGGACAAGGAGCUCCGACAGCUAAGAGAGGAGAAUGUUUACCUCAGGUAACACAGCUAGAACACAUGGAGCAGGACAGCUAAGAGAGGAGAAUGUUUACCUCAGGUAACACAGCUAAAACACAUGGAGCAGGACAGCUAAGAGAGAUCAUGUGUACAUUGUAAAAGAAGACAACUAUCAUUCAUGUCUCUAAAACCUCUCAUUUCUCGCUUUCACUCUUCCUCGUUCCGUAUCCCAGGGAGACGAGGGAGAACGUGAUCCUGCUGAAGGAGGAAACGGAGGGAUUGAGACGUAAGGUAGAACGGAUGGAGAAGAUGAAGGAAGAGCUGGUCAACGUGGAGCUGGAGAAGGAGGUGUGUCCUGUUUGUGUGGAAUGACAUGUUAGUGUUUUUAAAUGUGAAACAGGGCUGGAGGCAAAACAUUUGCAGUAUGCCGUCAGUUGUUCUAAGUAAUGGUUCUGAUACACAACUGAAAAGGGAACUUAACAUGUUGUUUUUCACUUGACGAACAAACAAAUCUCAGGGUUUGAAACAUUUUAAUCUGCUUAAUAGUUGAAUUUGUAAAUGUGGAACCUUGAAUCCCUACACCCUGGUGGGUAAUCUUGUUUCCUCCUGUCCUCCUUCAGAAACUGUCUCAGAAACUACAGGCCUGGGAGAACCUGGGACAAUCUACUGGACUCAACAUACGGUCAGCUGGAAUAUGUCUGUCUCUAGUAUAAUAUUCACCACUGGGUGGAGCUGUUGAGUCAUGACAAAUACUGGUGCCUCAUUCUCUCUCUGUGUGAGGCCGUGUCUAUAGAGCGAGAGGGAGAGACGGUUUAUGAUUUCUAUGCUUUAUGCCUGCUGUGUGUGUUCUGUGCUGAAAGCCCGUAAUGACAGAGUGAUUGCAUGUUUCCAUAUGAGAAGCGAAGCACAGCAGACACAUUACAAACACUUCACUUCUAACACAGACACACGCACACAGUAUUCUUCUCUCAUGACUAGCCCGGUGUUUGAUGUACACUCAGGGGCCAGGUUAUUAGGUACACCAGCUUGUUCACCAAAAUGGUUCGCUCCUACAGACGUGGCCGUGGCUUGCUAUAUAAAGCCGGCAGACAGGCAUCGAGGCAUUCAGUUACUGUUAGAUUGAACGUUAGAAUGGGCGAAACAAGUGACCUAAGCGACUUUGAGCGUGGUAUGAUCGUCGGUGCAAGGCGCGCCGGUUCCAGUAUCUCAGAAACGGCCGUCCUCCUGGGCUUUUCACGCACGACAGUGUCUAGGGUUUACCGGGAAUGGAGCGACAAACAGAAAAACAUCCAGUCAGCGGCAGUCCUGUGGGUCGAAAACAGCUCAUUGACGAGAGAGGUGGAAGGAGAAUGGCAAGAAUCGUGCAAGAUAACAGGCGGGCCACAAACAGACAAAUAACGGAGCAGCACAAUACUGGUGUGCAGAACGGCUCCUCAGAAAGCACAAUCCGUUGAUUGUUGUCAUGGAUGGGCUAUUGCAGCAGACAACCACACCGGGUUCCAGUCCUAUCAGCUAAGAGAAGUGGCUCCAGUGGUCACGCCAUCACCAACACUGGACAAUUGAGUAGGAAAACAUCGCCUGGUCGGACGAAUCCCAGUUCCUGUUGAUGGCAGAGUCAGGAUUUGGCGUAAGCAGCAUGAGUCCAUGGCCCCAUCCUGCCUGGUGUCAACGGUACAGGCUGGUGGCGGUGGUGUAAUGGUGUGGGGAAUGUUUUCCUGGCACACGUUAGGUCCCUUGAUACCAAUUGAGCAAUGUUUCCAUGCCCUGAAGAAUUCAGGCUUUUCUGGAGGCAAACGGGGGUCCGACCCGGUACUAGAUGGGUGUACCUAAUAAACUGGUCACAGAUACCCCCAAAAAUGGGGCCUCAAUGGGCCUCAGGAUCUUGUUACGGUAUUUUUGUGCAUUCAAAUUGCCAUCGAUAAAAUGCAAUUGUGUUUGUUGUCCGUAGCUUAUGCAUGCCCAUACCACCAUGGGGCACUCUGUUCACAACUUUCACACCAGCAAACCGCUCGCCCACACCUGCGUUUGUGAGGCCGGUUGGUUGGACGUACUGCCAAAUUCUCUAAAAUGACGUUGGAGGCGGCUUAUGGUAGAGACAUUCAAUUAUCUGGCAACAGCUCUGGUGGACAUUCCUGCAGUCAACAUGCAAAUUGCAUGCUCCCUCAAUUUGAGACAUCUGGUGUUGUGACAAAACUGCACAUUUUAGAGUGCCCUUUUAUUGUCCCCAGCACAAGGUGCACAUGUGUAAUGAUCAUGCUGUUUAAUCCGAUUCUUGAUAUGCCACACCUGUCAGGUGGAUGGAUUACCUUGGCAAAGGAGAAAUGCUCACUAACAGGAUGUAAACAAAUUUGUGCACAAUUUAUUAAAAAUAAAAAACAUACCUUAUUUACAUAAGUAUUCAGACCCUUUGCUAUGAGACUCGAAAUUGAGCUCCGGUGUAUCCUGUUUCCAUUGAUCAUCUUUGAGAUGUUUCUACAACUUGAUUGGAGUCUACCUGUGGUAAAUUCAAUUGAUUGGACAUGAUUUGGAAAGGCACACACCUGUCUAUAUAAGUUCCCACAGUUGACAGUGCAUGUCAGAGCAAAAACCAAGCCAUGAGGUCGAAGGAAUUGUCCAUAGAGCUCCGAGACAGGAUUGUGUCGAGGCACAGAUCUGGGGAAGGGUACCAAAACAUUUCUGCAGCAUUGAAGGUCCCCAAUAACACAGUGGCCUCCAUCAUUCUUAAAUGGAAGCAGUUUGGAACCACCAAGACUCUUCCUAGAGCUGGCUGCUUGGCCAAACUAAGCAAAUGGGGGAGAAGGGCCUUGGUCAGGGAUUUGACCAAGAACCCGAUGGUCACGCUGACAGAGCUCCAGAGUUCCUCUGUAGAGAUGGGAGAACCUUCCAGAAGAACAACCAUCUCUGCAGCACUCCACCAAUCAGGCCUUUAUGGUAGAGUGGCCAGACGGAAGCCACUCCUCAGUAAAAGGCACAUGACAGCUCGCUUGGAGUUUGCCAAAAGGCACCUAAAGACUCUGACCAUGAGAAACAAGAUUCUCUGGUCUGAUUAAACCAAAAUUGAACUCUUUGGCCUGAAUGCCAAGCGUCAACGUCUGGAGGAAACCUGGCACCAUCCCUAUGGUGAAGCAUGGUGGUGGCAGCAUCAUGCUGUGGGGAUGUUUUUCAGCGGCAGGGACUAGGAGACUAGUCAGGAUUGAGGCAAAGAUGAACGGAGCAAAGUACAGAGAGAUCCUUGAUGAAAACCUGCUCCAGAGCGCUUAGGACCUCAGACUGGGGCGAAGGUUCACCUUCCAACAGGACAACGACCCUAAGCACACAGCCAAGAUAACGCAGUAGUGGCUUUGGGACAAGUCUCUGAAUGUCCUUGAGUGGCCCAGCCAGAGCCCGGACUUGAACCCGAUCGGACAUCUCUGGAGAGACCUGAAAAUAGCUGUGCAGCAACGCUCCUCAUCCAACCUGUGACCGAGCAGAGAAGAUUGGGAGAAACUCCCCAAAUACAGGGGUGCGAAGUUUGUAGCGUCCUACCAAAGAAGAAUUGAUGCUAGGUUCGAUUCCCACGGGGGGCCAGUAUGAAAAUGUAUGCACUCACUAACUGUAAGUCGCUCUGGAUAAGAGUGUCUGCUAAAUGACUAAAAUGUAAAUGUAAUCACUGCCAAAGGUCCUUCAACAAAGUACUGAGUAAAGGUCUGAAUCCUUAUGUAAAUGUGAUAUUUCCGUUUUGUUUUUUCUUAUUAACAAAAAUUUCUAACGUUGUUUUUUGCUUUGUCGUUAUGGGGUAUUGUGUGUAGAUUGAGGGGGAAAAAACAAUUGAAUCAAUUUUAGAAUAAGGCUGUAAUGUAACAAAAUGUGGGAAAAGUCAAGGGGUCUGAAUACUUUCCGAAGGCACUGUAUAUCUCUGUUCAGUGUACAUGAAUAAACCAAGGUGGGCCACGGUUUAUAAUAGGCUGGGAACCACUGCUAUAGACUAGUAUCAUUUGAGGUAGAGAAGGGAAGUUGGUGGAACUCAUUUAAUAGUUAGUUUUUUGAAGACUUGAAAGAAUAGUUCACUCAGUAUGCGUCCCAAAUGCCACCCGAUUCCCUAUGGGCCCUGGUCAAAAGUAGUGCACUAUAUAGGGAAUAGGGUGCUACUUGGGAUGCAGGCAAAGUGUUGAUUAAUUAAGCUACUGUAGAGUCUAGGUCCAUCAGUUAAGCUUUAGGACUGGAGAAAAGCACUUUGACAAGCUGUGUGUUCUCUUUAGAACCGACCCAUCGUCUGUCUGUUUCCUCACACUAAUUAGUCUUCAUAUUUUCUUUAGUUCUCUCAUCUCCCUAUCCUCCUCUCUCCUCCACCCCUCCUCCCUAUCCUCCUCUCUCCUCCACCCCUGCUCUCUUCUCCCUAUCCUCCUCUCUCCUCCACCCCUGCUCUCUUCUCCCUAUCCUCCUCUCUCCUCCACCCCUGCUCUCUUCUCCCUAUCCUCCUCUCUCCUCCACCCCUGCUCUCUAUCCUCCUCUCUCCUCCACCCCUCCUCCCUAUCCCCCUCUCUCCUCCACCCCUGCUCUCUCCUCCCUAUCCCCCUCUCUCCUCCACCCCUGCUCUCUUCUCUCUAUCCUCCUCUCUCCUCCACCCCUGCUUCCAUAUCCUCCUCUCUCCUCCCCUUCCACCCCUGCUCUCUCUCCUCCACCACUGCUCUCUCCUCCCUAUCCCCCUCUCUCCUCCCCCCUGCUCCUCUCUCUCUAUCCUCCUCUCUCCUCCACCCCUGCUCUCUAUCCUCCUCUCUCCUCCACCCCUGCUCUCUAUCCUCCUCUCUCCUCCACCCCUCUCUCUAAUCCUCCUCUCUCCUCCCAACCCCUGCUCUCUAUCCUCCUCUCUCCUCCACCCCUCCUCUCUAUCCUCCUCUCUCCUCCACUCCUCUCUCUUCUUCUCCCUAUCCCCUCCUCUCUUCCUCCACCCCUGCUCUCUUCUCCCUAUCCUCCUCUCUCCUCCACCCCUGCUCUCUUCUCCCUAUCCUCCUCUCUCCUCCCACCCCUGCUCUCUUCUCCCUAUCCUCCUCUCUCCUCCACCCCUCCCCCUCUUCUCCCUAUCCCCUCUCUCUCCACCCCCCUGCUCCUCUCCUCCCUCUCUCCUCUCCUCUCUCCUCCACCCCUGCUCUCUAUUCUCCCCUCUCUCUCUCUCACCUCCACCCCCUCUCUCUUCUCUCUAUCCUCCUCUCUCUCCCUCCACCCCCUGCUCUCUCUCCUCCUCUCCUCCUCCACCCCUCUCCUCUCUCCCCUCCCUCCUCUCUCUCCUCCCCCUCCCUUCUCUCCUCUCUCCUCCACCUCUCCUCCCUCUCUCCUCCUCCCCUCCCUUCUCUCCUCCUCCUCUCUCCUCCCCCUUUUCCUUCCCCCCCUCUCCUCCUCCCUCUCGUCCUCCCCCCUCUCCCUCUCCUCCUCUCCUCUCUCUCCCUUCCUCCUCUCUCCUCCACCCCUCCUCCCUCAUCUCUCCUCCUCUCUCCUCCACCCCUUCUCUCCUCUCUCUCCUCCUCUCUCCUCCACCCCUGCUCUCUCCUCCCUUGUUUCUCUCUCUGUCUCAGCGGUGUAGAGGGUUGCCAUGUGGUUUAUCAGAAAGUCUAAUACAUGACAACUCUAUCUCUCUGAGCUCUACUGAUGAACGUGCAGUGCGUUAACCCUGUGUGUUGUGUCCCCUACAGGACACCAGAGGAUCUGUCCAGAGAGGUGAUUCAGAUCCAACAGAGAGAGAUCACGCUCAAACAACAAAACUACACUCUCACCAGCAGGUAACACACACACACACACACUCACUCACCAGCGGGUAACACACACACACACACACACACACUCUCUCACCAGCAGGUAACACACACACAACACACACACACACACACUCACUCACCAGCGGGUAACACACACACACACACAGCAGCUGUUGUGUGGGUGAAACACGUGUGAACACCUUGUAACAAUCUUAACCAUGAAAAAGAUAUAAACCUUGUUGCCUUUGUGUUUCUAUGAGUUAUUGGCUAUGGUGUCAAAUGCUCCAUUUUAUACUGAACAAAAAUAUAAACGCAACAUGCAACGAUUUCAACGAGUUACAGUUCAUAGAAGGAAAUCCGUCAAUUUAAAUAAAUAAAUUAGGCCCUAAUCUAUGGAUUUCACAUGACUGGGCAGGGGCGCACCCAUGGCUGCGCCCCUGCCCACUGGGGAGACAGGCCCAGCCAAUCAGAGGGAGUUUUUCACCACAAGGGCUUUAUUACAGACACUAAUUGUCAGCCGUUGUGAGGCCGGUUAGACGUACUGUCAAAUUCUCUAAAACAACGUUGGAGGUGGCUUAUUGUAGGGAAAUUAACAUUUAAUUAUCUUGCAACAGCUCUGAUCGACAUUCCUGUAGUCAACAUGCCAAUUGCGCGCUCCCUCAAAACUUGAGACAUCUGUGGCGUUGUUGUUGUGACAACUUCUAUUGUGCACCUGUGUAAUGAUCCUGCUGUUUAAUCAGCUUCUUGAUAUGCCACACCUGUCAGGUGGAUGGAUUAUCUUGGCAAAGGAGAAAUGCUCACUAACAGGGAUGGAAACAAAUUUGUAUUAAAAACAAUGAGAGCAAUAAGGAUAAUUUCUGGGAUAAUUUAUUUCAGACCAUCACUUUACAUGUUGCAUUAUAUUUUUGUUCAGUAUAGUUAGCAUGCUAUAGAACUAUAGGUAUCAGAAUCGCCAUUUUAGUUUUAACUUCCUCUAGCUUUCCUCAGAGAAGCUCUAAGAUCUGUUUUUAUUACUCCUUCUCUCUGUCAUGUCCACCUGUCUCCUCUUCCCAGCUCCCCUCUCCUUCUCUCUGCCAUGUCUACCUGUCCCCUCUUCCCAGCUCCCCCUCUCCUUCUCUCUGUCAUGUCUACCUGUCUCCUCUUCCCAGCUCCCCUCUCCUUCUCUCUGCCAUGUCUACCUGUCCCCUCUUCCCAGCUCCCCUCUCCUUCUCUCUGUCAUGUCUACCUGUCCCCUCUUCCCAGCUCCCCCCUCUCCUUCUCUCUGCCAUGUCCACCUGUCCUCCUCUUCCCAGCUCCCCCCUCUCCUUCUCUCUGCCAUGUCUACCUGUCCCCUCUUCCCAGCUCCCCUCUCCUUCUCUCUGUCAUGUCCACCUGUCUCCUCUUCCCAGCUCCCCUCUCCUUCUCUCGCCAUGGUCUAACCUGUCUCCUCUUCCCAGCUCCCCUCUCCUUCUCUCUGUCAUGUCCACCUGUCCCCUCUUUCCCAGCUCCCCCCCUCUCCUUCUCUCUUGCCAUGUCUAACCUGUCUCCUCUUCCCAGCUCCCCUCUCCUUCCUCUCUGCCAUGUCCACCUGUCUCCUCUUCCCAGCUCCCCCCUCUCCUUCUCUCUGUCAUGUCUACCUGUCCCCUCUUCCCAGCUCCCCCCUCUCCUUCUCUGCUUGCCAUGUCUACCUGUCCCCUCUUCCCAGCUCCCCCCUCUCCUUCUCUCUGUCAUGUCCACCUGUCCCCUCUUCCCAGCUCCCCCCCCUCUCCUUCUCUCUGCCAUGUCCACCUGUCUCCCUUCAUCCCAGCUCCCCCCCUCUCCUUCUCUCUGCCAUGUCUACCUGUCCCCUCUUCCCAGCUCCCCUCUCCUUCUCUCUGUCAUGUCCACCUGUCCCCUCUUCCCAGCUCCCCCCUCCCCUUCUCUCUGCCAUGUCCACCUGUCCCCUCUUCCCAGCUCCCCCCUCUCCUCUCUCUCUGCCAUGUCUACCUGUCCCCUCUUCCCAGCUCCCCUCUCUCCUUCUCUCUGCCAUGUCUACCUGUCCCCUCUUCCCAGCUCCCCUCUCCUUCUCUCUGCCAUGUCUACCUGUCCCCUCUUCCCAGCUCCCCCCUCUCCUUCUCUCUGUCAUGUCCACCUGUCCCCCUCUUCCCAUCUCCCCUCUCCUUCUCUCUGUCAUGUCCACCUGUCUCCUCUUCCCAGCUCCCCCCUCUCCUUCUCUCUGCCAUGUCCACCUGUCCCCUCUUCCCAGCUCCAAAAGAGUAUCACCCCCCUUUCUGUUCCUCUCUCUCUCACCCCUCAUGUGUCCAAUAGAGUAUCUCCCCCCUCUCUCUUCCUCUCUCUCUCCCCCAGUAGUGUGGGUUUGAUCUGAGCGUAAAUUCUCAGACAGCUAAUUAGACUCAUCUUGAAUUCGUUAGUACCGCUACACUAGCCCUAGCAUAGAGGUGUGUGCUAGUCGUUAGCUAACGAGCUACCCUCUCUUGAUCCCAUACGGAGCUAAUGAUAAAAUAUGACACCGUUCAGAACCACUAGAUAACGAGGAGAGAUGGAGUGCAGGGAGGAAGGAGGAGAGGAGGGAGGAGGAGGAGGGAGGUUCUCUCUCCUUCCUCCCAUAGUGUGCACUUGUUCACUUCCCUUCACUGAUUUGAAAGGAAAUUAGGUAUAAGAACCGUGGUGGAAGCUCCCACUUGUUCAUAUAAUAAAUUGGUCAUUUAGCAGACGCUCUUAUCCAGAGCGACUUACAGGAGCAAUUAGGUUUAAGUGCCUUGCUCAAGGGCACAUCGACAGAUUUUUCACCUAGUCGGCUCGGGGAUUAGAACCAGCAACCUUUCGGUUACUGGCACAACGCUCUUAACCACUAAGCUACCUGCCGCUCUUCAUGCCUCCCAAUCUAAUGCUUUUAGAUUUGUGGGAAGAACUGAACAAGUGCACACUUAGGGACAAUUAAUUAUUAUUGGGACGCACCCAUGAAGAGAAAGAGAGGGGGAAUUUAGACUAACUCUCUCUCUCCUCCCCUUGUCUCUCUCUUCCCCCCCAGCUGACCUCCAGGGGGAGCUGUUGUCUCUACGUUCUAAAGCUCUCUCUCCCUCCCAGCUGUAGGACAGUGGAGCGUUCUAAGGCUGACCUCCAGGGGGAGCUGUUGUCUCUACGUUCUAAAGCUCUCUCUCCCUCCCAGCUGUAGGACAGUAGAGCGUUCUAAGGCUGACCUCCAGGGGGAGCUGUUGUCUCUACGAUCUAAAGCUCUAGAAGAGCAGAAGAAGAGAGAGACCCAGGAAUCACUGGUCAGACGACUACAGAAGAGAGUGCUGCUGCUCACCAAGGUAGUGUGUGUUUGUGUCAGAUGAACUCGUGGAUACCAUUGUUAUGUCUCUGUGUCCAUUCUGAAGGAAGUUAGAGGUAGUUUCGCGAGCCAAUGCUAACUAACUAGCUAGCAGAUGCAAUAGACUUCCAGUCAUUGCUCUAACGCUAGUUAGCAAUUGCGCUAGCGCUAGAUAGCAACUUCCUUCAAACUGCACAGAGACAUAAAAUUAGUAUCCACGAGUUCAUCUGACUCUGGGGAAGUAGAUAAAGGGCCUCUUACCAAUAUCCUGAAGUAUCCCUUUAAGGAGUGCUAGACGGCUUACAUGAAACGUAAGGCUCUUUGAUACCUGGACUGUUGGUAUGGGGUCUUGGAUAAGACCCUGCUUUAGGUUGGUCAAUGUUUCUAAUCAUAGCCUCUUUCAUAUUAACCAAUACAUUCUUUAAUCCGGUCAGACAGAGAUGACCCUGUGUGUGUUGACCUGGUAGAAUCCUAUAUCACAACAGAUAAGUUGACCAAAAGCAAUUUUGUUUAUAUAUAAAAAAAAAAAGGUUCUGAAAAUAAUAGAAGGCUUAAUGGGACUGUUAUCUCUGUGUGUGUUAUCAGGGUUGACCUGUGUGAUUUGUGAUUUAAGAUAGUGAAUUUCAUUAAGUCUUAAUGGUCAGUCAGUAGCCAGCGGGGCAGAGAAAACGUUUAGUAUGGGCACCACGCAACCUUGUGUGUGUUGGGGGUCACAGUAAGCAUCCUGAGGAGGACCUCUUUACACCGUGUGUGUAUCAAUCUGUGUGUGUUGGGGGUCACAGUAAGCAUCCUGAGGAGGACAUCUUUACACCGUGUGUGUAUCAAUCUGUGUGUGUUGGGGGUCACAGUAAGCAUCCUGAGGAGGACAUCUUUACACCGUGUGUGUAUCUGUGUGUGUUGGGGGUCACAGUAAGCAUCCUGAGGAGGACCUCUUUACACCGUGUGUGUAUCAAUCUGUGUGUGUUGGGGGUCACAGUAAGCAUCCUGAGGAGGACAUCUUUACACCGUGUGUGUAUCAAUCUGUGUGUGUUGGGGGUCACAGUAAGCAUCCUGAGGAGGACAUCUUUACACCGUGUGUGUAUCUGUGUGUGUUGGGGGGUCACAGUAAGCAUCCUGAGGAGGACCUCUUUACACCGUGUGUGUAUCAAUCUGUGUGUGUUGGGGGUCACAGUAAGCAUCCUGAGGAGGACAUCUUUACACCGUGUGUGUAUCAAUCUGUGUGUGUUGGGGGUCACAGUAAGCAUCCUGAGGAGGACAUCUUUACACCGUGUGUGUAUCAAUCUGUGUGUGUUGGGGGUCACAGUAAGCAUCCUGAGGAGGACAUCUUUACACCGUGUGUGUAUCUGUGUGUGUUGUGGGGUCACAGUAAGCAUCCUGAGGAGGACAUCUUUACACCGUGUGUGUAUCUGUGUGUGUUGGGGGGUCACAGUAAGCAUCCUGAGGAGGACAUCUUUACACCGUGUGUGUAUCAAUCUGUCUGUGUGUGUUUAGUUAGUCCAUGCCAAGUUGUUUUAGUUCUUUGACAAAUGACUGGCGAGAAAACAAAGUUCAGUCAGUUUGAAUUAAACUGUCAUUUCACACAAUUUGGUUAUUCUCUUUCUUUCUUUCUUUCUCUCUCUCUCUCUCUCCUCCUCUCUCCUCUCUCUCUCUCCUCUCUCCUCUCUCUCUCUCUCCUGCUCUCUCUCGUCUCCUCUCAUCUCUCUCUCCUUCUCAUCUCCCUCUCUCAUCUCUCCUCUCUCUCUCUCUCUCACCUUCCCUCUUUCUGUCUCUCUCUCCUUCAUUGCUAUGACAGACGUUGUGGCCGACUUAUUUGACACGCCCCCAUUUCCCUCUAUAUAGCCUCGUUAUUGUCAUUUUAUUGUUACUUUUUAUUUUCUACUUUAUUUUACUUAGUAAAUAUUUUCUUAACUCUAUUUCUUGAACUGCAUAGUUGGUUAAGGGCUUGUAAGUAAGCAUUUCACAGUGUUGUAUUCGGCGCGUGUGACAAAUAAAAUGUGAUUUGAUUGCAUGAGUCCACAUCAGUUAACAUCAUAGAAAUAACAUUCUACAUUUCAGCAAGGCGUUGUUAAGAAUCUGUUAAUGCAGAAACUGAUUCAACCGCACGAAUGCCCGGCCGUCCCGUCUUCAAGCGUUUUUACGGUGACAGCAGUCAGUUGGCUGGCCAAUUACCAUCAUUCAAAAUUCCAUGACCAUCACAGCCCCUACCACACACGUUCCAGAGAUAAGGAUUUAUGGAGAGUUAUCGACCUCCACAGGCCUCACUUAGAAAUUAGACACACACAUGCUUGCACACUCGUUUUGCACACACAUACAUGCGUAAAAGGGGUCCAGUUGUGUGUUGUUAAAGGUCAACUCCACCAACAUGAACACUUGGCUUAUGACUAGGAAGUAUUUAGUGAUCCUAGACAUUUUUUGUCAAAUGUUAGUCAGAGAUUUCUACUGUGAUGUUCUUGAGUAGGAUCCCUGAGAUGACUUUAUAUAUAUAUAUAUUUAAAAAAAAAUUAUGGACAGUCAUUUUCAGCGACCUAUAUAAACCGUCGGCGGAGAAUGCGCUCUUUCCAAAUAACCGAUUAUUUUCAUAGUGAAUUACUUGUAGACUUUUCGUUAGUUCUAAUAGGCCUCCAGUGUUGGAUGGUUGCUUGGACAGUCGCUGAGGCUGUAUUUUUCUGUAUCAUUGAAAACACUUUAUUUCAGAUGCAGCAGGGUUAGCUACUUAGCUAGCUAGCGUUGAUAACGUUAGCGCCAAAGAUGCAGGCUGAGAGACUAGGAUUCUGGGAAUGAUUUCAUAAUAAAUGUUGUUCUAAGAUGUUGUUUUAAGACGGUCGCUAAUAUUUAAACUCAGCUGUUAUUGCUGCGAACACUAUUUCGCAUGUAGCAGUCGGGCUAGCAUAUACAGUACUAUGGUUAGCGCCGUUAGCCAGAUUAGCAUCAAAAGUGACAAAAGCCGAUGUGCCUCAAUAAUCAGUGUGUUUUGAGUUGCCUCUCUCUUUGCGCGUGUGUUCCAGGAGCGUGAUGGUAUGCGUGCUAUCCUGGAGUCCUAUGAUAGUGAGCUGUCUACAGGUGACUAUACUCCUCAACUCACCCGCAGACUCAGAGAGGCAGAAGAUAUACUGACCAAGACACAGAACCACAAUACACAGAUGGAGGUACGGAGACACACACACACACACACACACACACACACACACACACACACACACACACACACACACACACAAGUAUUAGUGGGUUUGGCUAUUUCAGCCACACCAGUUGCUGACAGGUGUAUCAAAUCGAGAACACAGCCAUGCAAUCUCCAUACACAAACAUUGGCAGUAGAAUGGCCUUACUGAAGAGCUCAGUGACUUUCAACGUGGCACCGUCACAGGAUGCCACCUUUCGAACAAGUCAGUUUGUGAAAUUUCUGCCCUGCUAGAGCUUCCCCGGUCAACUGUAAGUGCUGUUAUUUUGAAGUGGAAACGUCUAGGCGCAAUAACUGCUCAGCCGUGAAGUGGUAGGCCACACAAGCUCACAGAACGGGACUGCUGAAGUGCGUAGCGCGUAAAAAUCGCCUGUCCUCGGUUGCAACACUCACUACUGAGUACCAAACUGCCUCUGGAAGCAACGUCAGCACAAUAACUGUUCGUCGGGAGCUUAGUGAAAUGGGUUGCCAUGGCCGAGCAGCCGCACACAAGCCUAAGAUCACUAUGCGUAAUGCCAAGCGUCGGCUGGAGUGGUGUAAAGCUCGCCGCCAUUGGACUCUGGAGCAGUGGAAACGCGUUCUCUGGAGUGAUGCAUCACGCUUCACCAUCUGGCAGUCUGACGGACAAAUCUGGGUUUGGCGGAUGCCAGGAGAACGCUACCUGCCCCAAUGCACAGUGCCAACUGUAAAAUUUGGUGGUGGAGGAAUAAUGAUCUGGGGCUGUUUUGUCAUGGUUCAGCCUAGGCCCAUUACUUAUAUUUAAGGGAAAUCUUAACGCUACAGAAUACAAUGACAUUCUAGACGAUUCUGUGCUCCCAACUUUGUGGCAACAGUUUGGGGAAGGCCCUUUCCUGUUUCAGCAUGACAAUGCCCCCGUGCACAAAGCGAGGUCCAUACAGAAAUGGUUUGUCAAGAUCGGUGUGGAAGAACUUGACUGUCCUGCACAGAUCCCUGACCUCAACCCCAUCGAACACCUUUGGGAUGAAUUGGAACACCGACUGCGAGCCAGGCCUAAUUGCCCAACAUCAGUGCCCAGCCGACCUCACUAAUGCUCUUGUGGCUGAAUGGAAGCAAAUCCCAUCAGCAAUGUUCUGACAUCUAGUGGAAAGCCUUCCCAGAAGAGUGGAGGCGGUUAUAGAAUAUUUCUCUCUCCCUCUCUCUCUCACACACACACACACACACACACACACACACACACACACACACACACACACACACACACACACACACACACACACACACACACAGACACCUUGUCUAAAUAGGGUUUUUCUCUUCUGCAGGUUCUGUUGACUACAGCCCAAGAGGAGGCUGGGUCCCUCAAACUACAAGCACAGACUGUGAGUAUACACACAGCUGUGAAAUAAAGCGUGUUAUUCCUAGACAGCAGUCGUUUAUAACACACACUUGGCUGUUGCUGUUCCUGUUGCCAGGGUAAUGUCACCAUUGCCGUGGUGAUGGGAAGUGACACGUGUGAAAUCGUCUCGUCUCGCCACACGCACACACACACAUCCUCUCGUCUCCCCACCUUGUGAUUACCUCUCCGUCUGAGGAGAGACAGAGGAAGAAGAUGAUGAGGGGGAUGAAUAAAUGUAUCAUUCUGUGUCUGAGUGGUGUUGAAUCACUAGCCGCAUCUCUCCUCUCAUCCCUCGUUACCCAGCCAUCUCCUUCAUUGAUUAGUUUAAAUCAGAGGAUGGGGGGGGGGGGGGAUGCGCCUGUGUGCUGUCUGUUUAGAGAAUAGUCGAAUAGAUCAUUUAGAGGGAGAUGGAAGAGAGGGAGUCAGUGGGAAGAAGGGAGAGAGGGAGUCAGUGGGAAGAAGGGGGAGAGGGAGUCAGUGGGAAGAAGGGAGAGAGGGAGUCAGUGGGAAGAAGGGGGAGAGGGAGUCAGUGGGAAGAAGGGAGAGAGGGAGUCAGUGGGAAGAAGGGAGGGAGUCAGUGGGAAGAAGGGGGAGAGGGAGUCAGUGGGAAGAAGGGAGAGAGGGAGUCAGUGGGAAGAAGGGGGAGAGGGAGUCAGUGGGAAGAAGGGGGAGAGGGAGUCAGUGGGAAGAAGGGAGAGAGGGAGUCAGUGGGAAGAAGGGGGAGAGGAGGGUCAGUGGGAAGAAGGGAGUCAUGGAGAGGAGAGAGGGAGUCAGUGGGAAGAAGGGAGAGAGGGAGUCAGUGGGAAGAAGGGAGGAGGGGAAGAGUCAGUGGGAAGAGGGAGAGGGAGUCAGUGGGAAGAAGGGGAGAGGGGAAGAGGGAGUCAGUGGGAAGAAGGGGGGAGAGGGAGUCAGUGGGAAGAAGGGGAGAGGGAGUCAGUGGGAGAAGGGAGGGAGGGAGAGGGAGUCAGUGGGAAGAAGGGGAGAGGAGUCAGUGGGAGAAGGAGUCGUGGGAAGAGGGAGAGGGAGUCAGUGGGAAGAAGGGGAGAGAGGGAGUCAGUGGGAAGAAGGGAGAGAGAGGGAGUCAGUGGGAGGGAAGGGAGAGUGGGAAGAAGGGAGAGAGGGAGUCAGUGGGAAGAAGGGAGAGGGAGUCAGUGGGAAGAAGGGAGAGAGGGAGUCAGGGGAGAGAGAGGGAGAGAGAGGGAGUCAGUGGGAAGAAGGGGGAGAGGGAAGUCAGUGGGAGAAGGGAGGGAAGAUGAGGGAGUAGGAGGAAGGGGGGAGGAGGAGUCAGUGGGAAGGAGGGAGAGGGAGUCAGUGGGAAGAAGGGAGAGAGAGGGAGUAGUGGGAAGAGCGGUGAGAGGAGUCAGGGAAGAGUGGUAGAGGUAGUCAGUAGAGGUGGGUGUCAGUGGGAGCGAGGGAAAGAGGGAUCCGUGGAGGGAACUGUGGGAAGACGGGAGGAGAGGGAUCAUGGGUAACGACAGAGAAGAGAGGUGAGUAGCUGAGGAGAUAGGGAAGUCAGUGAGAGGGAGAGAGAGAGGGCAGAGGUAGGAGAUACAGAGAGAGGGGUCACGGGGAGAAGAGGGGAUGGAGUGUAGGGAGACGGGGUGGGGAGAGUCAAGUGGGAUGAGGGAGAGGUAGACAGCUGAGUGAGGGAGAGGUCAGAGGGGCAUAGUGGGAAGAGGUGAGCUGGAGGGAGAGUCAGUGGAGGCAACGGUGGCUAGAGGGAAGUCAACGCUGGUAGUGAGGAGAGUCAGAGGCUGCAGUGGAGAUAGAGGGAGGAGGGGAGUCAAGUGGCAGUGAGGGAGAGGUCAGAGUCUAGUGAGGGAGGGUCAGAGGUGGUAGGAGGGUAGAGUCACGCUGGUAUGAGGAGAGGUCAGAGGCUGUAGUGAGGUAGGGUCAGGGUGAGUAGGGUAGAGGUAGAGUGCUAGUGGGGAAAUGUAGAGGAGUCAGUGCAGUAGGGUAGAGUAGAGGCUGCUAUGAGGGUAAGGUAAUGGGUGGGUAGGUAGAGGGGGGAGAGUGUCAGUAGGAUGCAGGUGAGGAGGGGAGGUCUAGUGAGGUAAGGUCAGCGGCUGUAGUGAGGGUAGUCAGCGCUGUAGUAAGAGUAGCUGGAGGGAGAGUCAGACGGAGUCAUAGUGGGUAGCAGGUGUAGAGCGAGAGAGGUCAACGCUGGCAAAGUGGUAGAGUAGAGUGUGGGAAGUAGCUGGUAGAGAGUCGACGGCAUGGUGAGAGGUUGUAGGGUCAGGAGGGAUGGGAGGUAGAGGUAUGAGGGAGCAGAGGGUAGGAUGGAGGUAGAGUCAGAUGAGUAUAGUGAGGGUAGUCUAGAGGUAAGGCAGUCAGAUGAGGGUAGAGGUCAGACGGCUGGCUAGUGAGGUAGAGGUCAGACGGCUGGCUAGUGAGGGUAGAGGUCAGACGGCUGGCUAGUGAGGGUAGAGGUCAGACGGCUGGCUAAUGAGGAGAGGUCAGACGGCUGGCUAGUGAGGGUAGAGGUCAGACGGCUGGUAGUGAGGUAGAGUCAGACGCUGGCUAGUGAGGAGAUCAGACGGCGUCAGUAGUAGAGGUCAGACGGGGCUAGUGAGGGAGAGGCAGGGUGGUAGUGAGGAGAGAGGCAGAGUGGCUGCAGUGAGGAGGGCAGACGGUGGCUAG
Coregonus sp. 'balchen' is the source of this 25088-nucleotide messenger RNA. The record is from the annotation of a GenBank genome assembly. Lineage: Eukaryota; Metazoa; Chordata; Actinopteri; Salmoniformes; Salmonidae.